This is a messenger RNA of Pyrus x bretschneideri (Chinese white pear), 2497 nucleotides long. RefSeq names its product LOB domain-containing protein 27-like. The transcript has 2 exons. Bases 566 to 1666 code for a protein of 366 amino acids. Lineage: Eukaryota; Viridiplantae; Streptophyta; Magnoliopsida; Rosales; Rosaceae. The record is from RefSeq and is a predicted model, not a curated record.
UCCCCAAAGUAACUUAUAUUUGUUGAGCGAUUGCGCUUCUACUCAGCGUUGUUAGAUUAUUAAGGCUGACUUUCGUCCAAGUCGGCCUUGCUACUACGAGCUCCCUUUUGCCUAAGGUCUAAUUUUCGUCAUAGUCUAAAACAGUGGACACGUUGUAUUUCUGAAUCUUACAAAACCAAAUGAAGCCCUAAUUUCAACAUAGACUUCUUACUACCAGAGUUCGAUUUACUUCAAUGUAUUAUAGAAUCACAAAAAUAUCAAAUAACUUCACCAUGAUGACCUCAAAAAUUCAAAACACAUCAAAUUUAGAAACUAGAAAAUUUGGAUUUGCCACGCCAUUCAGGGAGGGGUCAGUGUGAAGUGGCUACGACCAUAAAAAAAUAAAUAGAAAAAUAAAAAAAGUGCCCCCAAAGUUUAGGACCUUUUCUGUUACCAAAUUCCAACAUUUGUCCCCAACGGUCUUACACGAUCCCCGCCUUUUUCGCUUCCCCUCUUCAAUCUUUUCUCAGUCUCUCCCUGCUUCCAGCAAAUCCGCACAUUUCCAGACCUUUUCAGAUCCAAAAAAAUGCUCUCCAUACCACCACCUCCAUUCCUCCUCCCCCUCCUCCUCCUCCUCCAACUCACCGCCACUCUCCUCCUCCUCCUCUUCAAUUUCAAACACUGCACCACCCUCCUCUCCAAUUGCUUUCGAGAUUUUUCGCGUUCCCGGCUCUCGGAUUGGUUCCGAUUGCGUUUUGGGAUCCGCAAAAUGCCCCUUAAGGGCGCCACCCUCCAGGCCUGCGCCGCGUGCAAAUACCAGCGAAGGAAGUGCACGGCGGAGUGCCCCUUGGCGCCCUAUUUCCCGGCGGACCAACCCAAGAUGUACCAAAACGCACACAAGCUAUUCGGAGUCAGCAACAUUUUGAAAAUACUUAAAAAUCUCAACCCUCGCCAGAAGGUUGAGGCCAUGAGGUCCAUCAUAUACCAAGCUAACUUGCGCGACAAGUUUCCGGUUUAUGGGUGCUGGGAGGUGAUCAGGCAGCUCCAGUACCAAAUCCUGGCGGCGGAGGAACAGCUCCAAGCUGUCCACCAACAGCUGGCAAUGUACAGACAGCACCACCACCACCACCACCAGAUUUCGUCCAUGCCAGAAUAUGUGAUGUCACAGUUGGAGCUAGGGAUGGCUCCGCCCAAUAAUCCCCUCGCACUUUUCGACUACAAUCUUCCCCCUUGUAUUCUCACUAAUAACAACAAUGCCACCGCGGUGGCUCCUGUAAAUCAACACCAACAGCAGUCUUACUCUAACAGCAGCUCUGCUGCUUACAACAGUGACUCCAAAGACAAUGUCAACAACAACAACAACAAUGCUGGAAAUCCGUUGUGGAGUUCAAAUCCUUUUAUGACUAACAACAGCAACAACAACAAAAACGAUAAUAACUCCGAGGCGAUUGAAUCUGAACUCGGAGCUCUUCAGCAGCUCUCUAUCCAACCUGACGUUGUUCAUGAUUACAAUGAGUUGCAUCCGUUUUUUGACACCACCGAUGAUAGACAGUCAUACAUUGAUUCCAAAGAGGCUUAUGAUUCAAGCUCGGAAGAAUCGUUCAAGGGCACGACACAAUCGAUGGAGCAUGCAGAGAAUGCAUUGAAGUAUGAUGCAGCAUGCUUUAGUCUUACCAGUGUCAACUGAUGAUCAGUAAGCAUAAACUAGACAAGUAGUGUGGUUCGUCUUCUUCUAUUAUUCAUUGAUUUCUUUCUAUUAUGAAUUUGAUUAUUCAUACGGGAAACCUACAAUUUUGUUUGCUUCUUUUUUUUUUUUUUUUGUUAAUAAAACUCCACAUACUGAGCUCCUUGUUUCUUUUAGCUUCAGUGUUCUACACCUGAGUUUAUAAUCGACUGUUUGUUUAAUCGAAUAAUAUUUCACGUAGUUUUUCAACUUUUGUGAGCUGUAGAAUACAUAUAAAAUAGCUUUGAAACCGAUUGGAAUUGAGUCCUAGAAGCCUGGUGUUGUAUGAACCGCAAGAGGGGGCACUUGUGGUAAAGCCAGUGAAAGGAAGCAGUUCCUCUCUUCUCACAGUCAUUGCAGAGUAUGACCUGCAAUUUGUUUAGCAUGUCAAUGAACAUCUAGGUUUGGAUGUGUUAGAAGCUACUUAGUAUGACAAGAAAAAUAGGAUGACAAACCUGAGUUUGGCCGGCGUACUCUUCUAGGGUUUCCUGUUUAGCCAAAAAUGCAUCCAACAUUUGAAAGUACACCUGCAAGACUAUCAUAUGGUUCGAGAGGCACAAGACAUCACACAACUCAGUUGGAUAGAAUUCAAAGCUUCAGCUCGAGAGAUCAAAGUUUCUUCUAAUCAUAUAGAACAAUCACGACGAUUCACGCGAAUUCUAACCUCUUCCUCCACAUAAUUCUGUAAAUCAGUGUUUUUGUUUCCUAAGUUUAUAUCUUUUUUGAAUAGAGCGUUUGGACGAGGGACUUUAAAGUUCCAUGGAACCGAGGCUACAUUUGUAGGAAAGCACUAGA